Molecule: messenger RNA, 2091 nt
Organism: Dama dama (fallow deer)
Lineage: Eukaryota; Metazoa; Chordata; Mammalia; Artiodactyla; Cervidae
Gene: EGFL8
Product: EGF like domain multiple 8
Exons: 9
Coding region: 895-1782 (295 amino acids)
Biological process (GO): anatomical structure development
Cellular component (GO): extracellular region; cell surface
Molecular function (GO): calcium ion binding; signaling receptor binding
Source: RefSeq, a predicted model, not a curated record
GUUCCUGAUUCUCUGCGGGUUCUUUCCUGCUGAAGACAAUUCUCUUCCUGUUCCAGCCUGCGAUUGCGGGGCUGAGCCCAGGGCCCUAAUGGUUUGGGCCCCAGCCUCAUGGGUGGAAUGCACCAGCCACCCCCAGGCUAGACGAGGGGACUCAGGGUCAGGGUGGGCAUUUGUUGUGCCCCUUUUCGACCUUUGUAGGCCAGAGCUGGGUGAGGGGCUGGACAAUGAGCCUCCUCUUCCUUGAAGGAAGGAAUCUUGGUAGAGACAAUAAGGCCCUGUCUGCUCUGGCAUGGGGGGCGGUGGCUGACUCAAUUCUGCCCCUUCUCCGCCCCCCAGGCGCUAAUAAAUGUCAUCAAGAAAUGGGGGCAAUUUUUCCCUCAGUGCCCUGGGCAGCCUCCCCAACCUCCCCCACCUUUGUGGUAUCUCGCCCUUCUUUCUUUCCUCAGCUGAUCUUGCCUUUUCUCCCAUGACCUAACCCUACUUUCUUCUCUGCCAGCUCUGCCUCUCCUUGCCCCUCAGUUCUUCCCAUCUGUGUUGGGUUGAAGGGCGGAGGGCAAAGGCCAGGUGUUUCAAAGCCAGUAGCCUCUGUUGACUUGGGGGAGUUCCAAAUAAGGGGUCUCAGGGUUGAGAAGAAACUUCUAGGGGGCUCUUUACUUGGCUGCAGGGGGUGGGGGUGAAGGUCAGUGGGGAUUUGGACCCCACCGAAUUGACCAAGCUCCAGCUAUGGGAGGAGGCUUAUGGGAGGGGGCAGGGAUGGGAGGGCUCUGUCUGGCCCAGCCCCUCCUCCCCUUUGCAGCCCGCCCACUAGUCUGAGCGGCUGCUGCUGAGGCUGGUUGGCCUGAAGUCUCCCGGAGAAAGGCAAAGACAGCUGGCAGUCUGAAGUCAAGGAGAAUCAUGGGGUCCAGGGCUGAGCAGUACACUGUCUUAGGCGGACUCUGGUUCCUCCUGCUACUGAUGACAGGCGAGGGGGCCAAGGGUGGAGCCCUCAAAGAGAGUCAGGGGGUCUGCUCCAAGCAGACCCUGGUGGUCCCACUCCGUUACAAUGAGUCCUACAGCCAACCUGUAUAUAAGCCCUAUCUGACCCUGUGCUCUGGAAGGCGUGUCUGCAGCACCUACAGAACCACGUACCGCGUGGCCUGGAGGGAGGUGCGGAGGGAGGUGCGGCAGACCCACGCCGUGUGCUGCCAGGGCUGGAAGAAGCGGCAUCCCGGGGCACUCACCUGUGAUGAAGCCAUCUGCGCCAAGCCCUGCCAGAACGGAGGCGUCUGCGUUCGGCCGGACCAGUGCGAGUGCGCCCCGGGCUGGGGUGGGAAGCACUGUCACGUGGACGUGGAUGAAUGCAGGACCGGCGUCACUCUCUGCUCGCAUCGCUGCCUCAAUACGGUGGGCAGUUUCACCUGUGGCUGCCCGCCCGGCCUGGUGCUGGGCCCUGAUGGGCGCACUUGCGCGGAGGGGGCCCCAGAGCCCGCGACCAGUGCCAGCAUCCUCAACGUGGCCGUUCGUGAGGCUAGACCUGAUGAGCGUGCCCUGAAGCGGGAGAUUCGCGAGCUUCGAGGGCGCCUGGAGAGGCUGGAGCAGUGGGCCGGUCAGGCUGGGGCCUGGGUUCGAGCAGUGCUGCCCGUGCCCCCGGAAGAGCUGCAGCCCGAACAGGUGGCGGAGCUGUGGGGCCGGGGCGACAGGAUCGAGUCUCUCAGUGACCAGGUGCUGCUGCUGGAGGAGAGACUGGGAACCUGCUCCUGUGAGGACAACAGCCUGGGCCCAGGCCUCAAAGGGCGAAGAUAAGGAGCCUCUGCAGAGCCCCUGCCCUCUAAUUUAUACAGAAACUGGACUCACUAAUCCUCUGGGAUUGGCUGGCUAGGGAGCUGCAGAUAAGGCUAUUUGCUGCUGAGGAGCCAUGGACAAUGGAAACCGUGCGAAGCUAAAGAAUGGAGGAAGGUGGUUGCCGCCCCUGAAUCCUCCGGCUAGGGCCGAUGCCUGGGUGAGAACUGCUUUCUUAACUCCUUAACAAAAACAGCCAGAACGUGCCCAGAUCUCGCUCAAUCUUUAUUCUUGGUUUCUUGCUGUUAUCCAGAUAAUUAAUAAAAAUCAACC